UGAUGGCAUGGGUGAUAUUAAGCCUACUAAUAUGUUGUUCAUGUUUGUCGUGGACCAUCGACGUUGAUGGUCCCAAAGGAGCUAGUAAUGCUUGUAAUGGAACCGACGUUGCAGGAAAUGCAGUGACGGGCCAACGGGUGAACGGCAGCUUUCAGCUGCCCCAACCGCACCCGCCCCCAAACCCGAACCAAGCACGCAACCAGCAAUCAACACUCUCCCUGCCGCAGCCGCCGCCGCAGCCACCCCCCAUGGGUCACUUUGAUGGACCGUACCCCCCUCUCCAUCAGCAGCAGCAGCCUCCGCUAAACUCCUUCGAGGCCCAGGGCGACCUGAGCCAGCCCCAGUCCGAGGUGUCGGCCGCCCCCUACAGCCAGCCCAGGGAGACGGCCACCCUGGGCAUGUUCUUCCACGAUGACGAUAGUGGUUCUGGUGUUGUUAACGUCAACGACGUGGUGAAGUCUGGAGGAGACACAGUCUGUGUUUGCACAUGCGUCUGUGCAAAUCGGCAGCCUUUUGGUGGUGGUAACUCCCCCGGCUCCGGUUUCUACCUACAGGUCACCGAAGAUGCCCAGCAGGGCACGCAGGGCGAGGGCGACGCUGCAACCACCCGUCCUCCGAGCGUGCCCGCACCUGUCUCCCAGCAGCCAACCCCACCAGCCGCCUUCCCACUACAGCAGCAGCAGCAGCAGCCCCCAACACCAGGCACAUGCUCCGCCAUGGCUAUGCCAAUAUCAGAUUAUCAUCAGCCUUCUAAUUACAAGCUGCUUGAUUUCUCUACGCCUCAGUCACUAAGAUCCAAUCAGGCCAUUGUCGCAAUUCUCAUUGUGACAUUGUCGCCGCCGGCACCGCCUCUGUCUCUGCCAGAGUUGGCCAGCCUGGCCGCGGCAGCAGCGUCACCACUGAUGGCUGGUGGUAUUGGUGGUGAGGCGCCUGGCUCCGGUUUCUACCUGCAGGUCAGCCUUCAUGCUCAGCAGGGCACACAGGGCGAGGGCGACGCUGCUUCUGCCGCCACUAGUCCUCCGAGCGUGCCCGCACUUGUCGCCCAGCAGUCUGUGUCCUACGGCCCGCCCGGCUACCCCUUACAGGACCUCCGGACACAUGCCCAGUGUAGCGGCGAUGACAAGUGGGGAGACUGGCGCCCCCACCUGACCAUUGACAGCAGUCAGAUGGUCAUGGGAUACGACCCCAGUCUGUCGUCAGUGAAGUCUGACUCUUCAGAGGCCAUUCAGCCUGUAGAGACAUACGAGUAUGCACAGUCUCUAGGCUCCCAACCACUCAGCCUCCCCAACUUCCAGGUCAUCUUUGAGUGUCGCUUGGCUGAGUCGGGGCUGUGUGCCCCGGCCUUCCACUACUGCGAGGCCGUCAGUCUAGCUGUCCAGAAACAGACACCAUAUCAUUCUAUUGAAUGCAUCGCACAGGCCAACGAGAUAUCUGUCCGAUUCUACGACCCCCAAUUGAAGGAGAAGCCGGAGCAGGAGCUCUUCCUGAAACCUGAUUGGCUGGACCGCCAGAUAGAGGUCAUCUUUGAGUGUCGCUUGGCUGAGUCGGGGCUGUGUGCCCCGGCAUUCCACUACUGCAAGUUGAUCAGUCUAGCUGUCCAGAAACAGACACCAUAUUAUUCUAUUGAAUGCAUCGCACAGGCCAACGAGAUAUCUGUCCGAUUCUACGACCCCCAAUUGAAGGAGAAGCCGGAGCAGGAGCUCUUCCUGAAACCUGAUUGGCUGGACCGCCAGAUAGAGGAGAAGCCGGAGCAGGAACUCUUCCUGAAACCUUGGCUGAUGGAUCAGCGGCAGCUGGACCGCCAGAUAGAGUUUCUGUCAGUCUUUCCCUUCCGUCAAGUGGCUCUUUCAUCUCUUGAGACCUCUGUUGUUGUUUGGGACGAGAAGAAUCACCCAUUGGUGAAUCAGGAUGAGCCAGAGGAGGAGAGCAAGCCCCUUCCACCUACCCAUUCCAGCGUCCACAAGAUGGCCCCACCAGGAGCCGGGACCGAAUCAGGUGUGAGCAGACGUUAUGUGGACAUACCGAACCGUGGCACGGGACCCGGUGGUGUAGGCGAGGGUGCACCCAAAAAGACAAUGCCCGCGCCCGCCGACCUGUUCGCCCCCCUCGCCCCCAUGCCUAUGCUGCCCGCCAACAUCCUCUUCAGCCCCAACGCCACCCCUCCCACCAUCCUCUGGGACGGCGCUCCCCCCAUGCCCCCCAUGCCGGACGCCAUGGGCGGCUUCUACCUGACGGUGCCCGCGCCAACUGUGCCCACCUUCUUGCCGACCUACCAGGUCGACGGCAGUGCCCCCAUGGCAAUGCCCCCUCUCUCCAUGCAGCACACUGGACCACCCACACCACAGUUAAACUCUGAAAUGCCCGGAUACAUGACCCCUCAGUUGCCUGGUCAGAUGCCUUGCCCUCCCAUGCCCGGCCAACAGAUGCCAGGGCAGCAAAUGCCGGGACAAAUGCCCCCGCCGAUGCAGGUGCCUCAGCAGAUGCCAGGCCAAAUGGCAGGCCAGAUGCCAGGCCAGAUGCCAGGAGGGCACAUGCCUCCCCCGCAGGUGUUUGACUGUGUAAUCUACCUGUGCAAGCACCGGAGUACUCACACGGGCGAGAAACUGUACCAGUGCAGCCUCUGCGGGGAGAAAUUCGCCUACAACCAGAGCCUGCAGGACCACCAGGCGAUGGUCAUCUCAGGAGAGAACAGCGUUUACCUCUGGUCCAAGCGCUCACGCAACAACUCUCGAGUUCGCUGGGCCACCACAAUCUUCAGGCCCUUGGAAGGCGACCAACGCAAGCCCAGCGCUGCAUCUCAUGCGCUUCUCUUCAGCGUUCAAGGCCUGGCUAGCACGCGAGAGCCACCUCUCCUCAGGUUUCGCUUCGCAAACUCCCCGUGA
This is a messenger RNA of Engraulis encrasicolus (European anchovy), 2882 nucleotides long. RefSeq lists its product as uncharacterized. Gene Ontology annotation, cellular component: endoplasmic reticulum exit site; ER to Golgi transport vesicle membrane. The record is from RefSeq and is a predicted model, not a curated record. Gene Ontology annotation, biological process: Golgi organization; COPII vesicle coat assembly; autophagy. The coding region runs from base 3 to 2882 and encodes 959 amino acids. The transcript has 16 exons. Lineage: Eukaryota; Metazoa; Chordata; Actinopteri; Clupeiformes; Engraulidae.